AUCAAAUCUAUCAAUCGAUUAUCUAGACUCCUUAUCCCUCCCUGAUCAUGCAACUUGCUUAUCGCUAGUUAAUUUAUUCACUGAGCGGAUCAUCGCUCCCUGUCAUUUCCACCAACCCCCCACUACACCCUAACACCACUUGCAUCCGCACGCGACCUGCAUCAUCGUCAUCCGAUCAUACCGGAUUAAUCUCAACUUCACACACUACCACUACCACCACCACUUCCAGCCAUGGCUCAAAAAGCCGCCAAAACCCUCGCCGCGCGCAACGCGUCCCUCCUCACCCGCACCCACCUCAUCAGUGCCGCCCUGCACAUCCUCUUCCUAACUCUCCACUGGCUCUUCAACCGCCCCCGCUCCCUAACCCCCUACUUCACACUGGCCUGCCCGACCCUCCUCAUUGAAUUCUACCUCGAACGCCUCGGCCGUCCGGUCUACAACCCCGCUGAUGGAUCCCUCCGCUCUCCCGGCGAGGAUCUCGGCGCCGCAGGCCUGACGGAAUACAUGUGGGACGUGCUGUACUGGACGUGGGGUUGUCUUGGAGCUGCCUGCUUGUUUGGCGAUCGUGCUUGGUGGUUGUGGAUUGUUGUGCCGGUGUAUUCGGUCUGGUUGGCGUAUAGUACCUUUAUGGGGAUGAAGAGUGGGUUGGCGGGGAUGGGAGGUGCGGGUGCUGGGCAGGAGCAAGGUGGAGGUGCGGCGGAGAGUAAGAGGCAGAAGAAGAUGGAGAAGAGGGGUGCUAGGGGGGUGCAGUAUCGGUGAGGUGGUCUUGUGAGGGGUGGGUUGUUGUUUUGGAAUUGUAAGUGGAGUGGCUUUUUGGGGGAUGGUUUAUGCAUAUAUAUUACAGAUGGCUACGCAUUGCGCGGUUGGGCUUCACCAUUUUUUUUUUUUUCCUUUGGUUGAGCAAAUUGUAUUUUAAUGUAUGUGAAGAUAGAUUGGAUGCGAGAUGAACGCUUCCCAAAAAGCAAAAGUUUGGGUGCCAGAAGGGCACAAGAAU
Aspergillus costaricaensis CBS 115574 is the source of this 994-nucleotide messenger RNA. RefSeq names its product SND2/TMEM208 family protein. The transcript is spliced from 2 exons. The record is from RefSeq and is a predicted model, not a curated record. Bases 232 to 759 code for a protein of 175 amino acids. Gene Ontology annotation, cellular component: intracellular membrane-bounded organelle. Gene Ontology annotation, biological process: vacuolar protein processing. Lineage: Eukaryota; Fungi; Ascomycota; Eurotiomycetes; Eurotiales; Aspergillaceae.